AUGUCAUCGUCAGCUACACCAACUGGCACUCCCCGGCCGGAGCAGCAGGCCAAGAAGAAUGCCGGAAAGAAGGAAGUCAAGAUAUUAAUGAUUCACGGCUACACACAAUCCGGCCCCCUCUUCCGCGCCAAAACCCGCGCCCUCGAAAAGCUCCUCGCCAAAACCCUCGCCCCCGUCUCCCUCCUCCCCGUUCUCUUCUACCCCACCGGCCCCAACCGCCUCCUCCCCCAAGACAUCCCCGGCUUCGUCUCCUCCGAAUCCCAAGGCGGCGACGCCAUCACCGACCCGGCAGACCUCCCCGACACCUGGGGCUGGUUCCGCAAAGACGACGGCUCCAACACGUACCGCCUCUUCGACGAGGGUAUGGCCGUCAUCGCCUCCGCCAUCCGCGACGCCGGCGGCAUCGAUGCCGUCUGCGGCUUCAGCCAGGGCGGUGCCAUGGCGGCCUUCAUCGCUGCUGCUUUGGAGCCUUCGAGGCCUGUUUUGGAAGGGCCGGCGGGGGAAUGGGCGCGCAAGCUGAGAGAGGCGAAUGACAACCGGCCUGUCAAGUUUGCCGUUUCGUAUUCGGGCUUCUAUGCUGCUGUGGAUUCGCUGCAGUGGCUGUACGAACCAAAGAUUAAGACUCCGACGCUGCACUACAUUGGCAGUCUGGAUACGGUUGUCGAUGAGAGCCGGAGUCAAGGACUGGUGGAUCGAUGCGAGGAGCCGCUCGUUGUAGUUCACCCUGGCGGCCAUUAUGUCCCGGUAUCUAAAGAGUGGGUGAUGCCUCUUGCUGGAUUCAUAAAAAAACAUGCCAGCGGCCAGGAGGCAGAGUAA
Messenger RNA from Trichoderma gamsii, 816 nucleotides. RefSeq lists its product as hypothetical. Lineage: Eukaryota; Fungi; Ascomycota; Sordariomycetes; Hypocreales; Hypocreaceae. Gene Ontology annotation, cellular component: cytoplasm; nucleus. The coding region runs from base 1 to 816 and encodes 271 amino acids. The record is from RefSeq and is a predicted model, not a curated record. The transcript has 2 exons.